Molecule: messenger RNA, 1017 nt
Organism: Ectocarpus sp. CCAP 1310/34
Lineage: Eukaryota; Phaeophyceae; Ectocarpales; Ectocarpaceae
Source: the annotation of a GenBank genome assembly
AUGGGGCGCGGCCAAACGCAAUCCAACGGCCACAACGAGCACCCCAACACGCACGUGGGCUUCCGCUUCGGCAACGACUCGUACACGUCCCUCAGGGUCGAGACGCACAACAACAAUCCGGACGGGGACGCCGGCGAGGUGGACAGCUCGAGCGUGCGUGUGUACUACACGGAAGGCAUCCGCGAAAUGGACAUGGGUGUGAUCACCCUGGGAGACCCCAACGUCGACCUCACCGGGACCAAGCUGCCGGAGGGGAAAUCCUCCGUGGAGUUCGACUGCCCCGGCGUUUGCACCGAGACUUACCUCGAGGCCGAGAGCGUCACGGUCUACUCACACUUCCUGCACAUGCACGGGAACGGGCAGAGGAUGGAGACCCGGCAAUACCGCAGCGACAGCGACGGAAACGAGCAGCUGGUCGACGCCACCGAGGUCGAGUACUACUCCUUCCUGCAGGCCGGCGGCCACGUGACGGCGCAUAACGGAAGCGAUAUCAUCCAAUACAUUCACUACCUGCUACCGCCGAAUGCGUUCGUGUUACCUUGCCUGGCUUUUGUGUCGGUCUUUCUUCAAAAAGGAGACAGCUUCGAAACGACCUGCUACUACGACACCUCCCUUUCCUCCGUGGACUCGACCAACGUCACCUUCGGCGAGGGGUCGGAAGAAGGGAUGGGGAAAAUCGACGAUGAGACAGCCUUGGUUCGCCUGAAAGCUUACCAUACGAACGAACAAAAUUCGGAGACGGUUUACGUUCGCGCUGGCUCGUUUUCUGUCGUUACCGUGGUCGAUGCUGAUAAAAACGACACACACACACACGUUUGCAUGGACUUCUUGUUUUACUACCCGGCCCAAAUCAUCCGCGAUGGUGGGUAUUGUGGAGGACUCGAGAGAUGCGGCGGCAGUUUCCUGGGCAUCACAGAUCUAGAAGACGAGACGGACUUAAACCGCACCUUCGGAAUCGUGGACUCGUGCACGGGGACGAUCGACGAAGACGAACAGGUGGGACGUUGCGUGCUGUAG